CGGGAUCUGCUCGUUCUGCUUCUGCAGUGCAGACAGAGCGUGACGUCAGCGUUCUAGCAUAGUUCAUCCCCUUUCGAAUUUAUCAUGAACGCUGCCAGCCAGUGCAAAAAGUCAUGAUAUGUUCUCAUGUGUUGAUGCAUCAUCCCCGGAGGCGAGUGGCGAUACUGCCGGCGAUGUCGGCAGCCUCGGGGAAGUGUUGGCGUCAUCCGAAGCCGCGGCCUGGAUCGACGGCGUCCCGUUGCCCGUGGACGAGCUGGACGCGGCGCUGUGCGUGGCGGGGGCGCUGAACGCGCGGCGCGCCGAGCAGGAGCCGCCGGCGCGGCAGCGCCAGGACCACGAAGCUGGGCCGUGGCCGCCGCGCGGAGCCGACGAGGGGGACGCCUCAGGCAGCACCGCGGGCCUCGCGGGGGGCAGCGCCGGCGAGGGCGCCUGGGCAGCGCGGCCGCGGGGCUCGUGGAGGCGAACGCAUCGACCCUCGGCUCCGUCUCCUUAGGCGGCACCCUCGGCUCGGAGCCCAGCGGGCUCAGCGCGGGGGCGGGCACAGGUCUGCUGCCCUGCAGGCCCGAGGUGGCGCACGCGAUCCAGAGGCUCCAGGAGGACGACGCCCACCAGCCCACGGGCACGGCGGCGCCGCCGGCCGUUGGCGCCGCGGCUCAGGCGGCGCCGCGCUGGGAGGU
This is a messenger RNA of Prorocentrum cordatum, 677 nucleotides long. The record is from the annotation of a GenBank genome assembly. Lineage: Eukaryota; Dinophyceae; Prorocentrales; Prorocentraceae.